UGUUUUUUUGGUAGGGUGAAGCAAAAACAACUUUGGAGUCGAGAUAAUUUCUUUCUGUUCUCUCCUUUCUCUUCACUCUUUCUCUCUCAGACGGCGAUUUGUUUGCUCCGGCCGAUCUGAAAUUUCAUCUUAAAAAUCUCCUCAUGCAAAGGCCGAUCUGCUCUUUCAAUAGGUUUGUGUUCGAAGUUAUCCGCCGGUUCUAAAAUUGAAAGAGUUUCAUCAGCGUCACUUGAAGAAAGAAGAAACUAAACGGGUAAUCACUGAAGAAGUAUAACAACAAGCAUCCAUUAAGAGAUGGGCCAAGACUAUAGCUACUCUCAGCCUGAUUCCUCAGAUCAAUAUGAUAGAUACUCUGAGGACACGCAUGACAGGGAAAUAGAAGCUUUGAUUCGGAUGGAUGAGGCUGAGAGUAGCUUCGUCAUUGCUGCGGAGGCUCAAUACCCUCCUCAACCUGAGGUUGAGUUCGGAUUCCCCAAGCUGUGCUACUGUGGUGGUCAGCCGCUGUUAGCCACAAGCUACAACAGAAGGUUCUACACUUGUGCUAAUGUUGACGAUGGAGAGAUGCAUAUCCACAAGUGGUGGGAUGAAGCUGUCAUGGAGGAGAUGAGAGAGAUGGGCAGACAAUGUGAAGUGUUGUCUCAGAAGGUAGAUAACCUUACAUUAGCGAGUGACUAUGAGUCACACAUGAAUAAUGAAACGGAGCUGAAAAUAGUCGGGUUGGAAAAGGAAGUGUUUGAGCUAGGGAAGACCAGGAAUAGGUUUAGAAAUGGUUAUGAAUUGUUGGUUUUGGUAGUAAUAGUAGGUCUAGUAUCCUGUUUGGUCAAUCGUCUUUCUUUGUAAAGUGUUGUUUGUAAGCUUUUGGUUUUGGUAAGUAUCACGGAUCAAUGUAGACCUUUUGGUCGUUUCUGGUAUCACAGAUCAAUGUAUAACUUUUGGUUGUUUGUUGUAUCACGGAUCAACUGUUGGUUUUGGUAGUUUGUGGUAUCACGGUGAGAUUUAAGACUU
Camelina sativa (false flax) is the source of this 1005-nucleotide messenger RNA. RefSeq lists its product as uncharacterized. Lineage: Eukaryota; Viridiplantae; Streptophyta; Magnoliopsida; Brassicales; Brassicaceae. The record is from RefSeq and is a predicted model, not a curated record.